Sus scrofa (pig) is the source of this 1081-nucleotide messenger RNA. RefSeq names its product lymphocyte antigen 6 family member G5C (gene LY6G5C). The record is from RefSeq and is a predicted model, not a curated record. Gene Ontology annotation, cellular component: external side of plasma membrane. Lineage: Eukaryota; Metazoa; Chordata; Mammalia; Artiodactyla; Suidae.
UCUUUUUGCCACGAUGGGAACUCCUGAAAUACGUUUCUUUUCUCAUUCUUUUUGUUGGGUCCUUGUCCCCAUGCCAGGAUGUUAGGCCCCAGAAUGGCUGUGGGUGAGGACACUCUGUCCCUCCGGCUGUUCUAGCUCUGAAUUCCGCCCCAAAAGGAUGUUGCCUCUCCCUUUCCUCUUGGUCAACUUCUCUUCCAUCAAUAUAAGGCCAAACUGGAGGCUGGUGGGCAGUCAUGCAUUUUAUGGCAGGCCCUGCAAGUAGCUGGAAUAUGGGCUUCCACCAAGCCCUGGCCCUCUUAAUAAUGCAGGUCAUGAUGAGCUUGGUGUUUGGUGAGUUUGAUCAUAAUGAUCCAGAACCCCCUCAUCCGAUUCAGUUAACCAAGUACUUAAGCUGCUAUCGAUGCCUCCUGGAGACCAAAGAGUUGGGGUGCCUUCUGGGAUCUGACAUCUGCCUCACCCCAAAGGGCAGCAGCUGCAUGACUCUGAUCAUAAAGAACAACAGUGGUUCCAACGUCAUGGUGAGUGACUGCCGCACGAGGGAGCAGAUGAGCGAUUGCUCCUACACCCACACUUCACCAGUACUGGGCUUCUGGGUGUUCUCGAAAUGCUGCUUCCGGGAUUUCUGCAACAACCCUAAGAACAGAGUGUCAUAUAUGCCUUAGAACAUCUGCAGAGACCUCUGGAGUAAAAUCCUGCCAAUUUCCAGCCAUCCUCCUGAUUUCCACCUGGGAGCAGCCAAAACAACACCCAGUGGCCCUCCGGGCACCUCAGUGGCACUUUUGGGCCCGAGCCCAUCUGAUGCUUGGUGGACGCCCCUCAACACCCCAUCCCCCCUCUGCCCCUUCCCCAGAGAUCUCUGGAGUUUUGCUCCGUCUUUCCUCCUGUCUGCUCCUGCCUCAAGGCUGCCCCUUCGCCCUGCUUUGCGUCUCCUUUUCCCACUGCAGGCCUCUCUCGCCCCACAUCCCUGGAUGUUCCUCCAAAAUAAACGGAUGUACACACUACUUGGUCUCUCUCUCUCUCUCCUCUGGGGGACGGAGGCUGGGGGAGGUGGUACUGCCUGACUGCCCCAUCAUGGGGGCAG